GCCAGUCAGGCGGGCGGAGAGGCGCUGCUCCAGCAGCGCCCUCGAGGGGAGGCGUUAAGGGCUUGACCUUUCCUGCCACCUCGCCCAGCCUGCAUAUAAAGGCAGGUCCCGGCCGAGGAGGCAGAAGCAGCGCCGCGCUCAGUCUCCGCCGCGACUCGCCGCUGCCCUUGAUCAAGCAGAGCGCAGAGCCGCCCCGUCGAGGCCAAGCCCGGAACGCACCAUGGCGCGCCCCGAGUUCCAGCUGCUGCCGAAGCCCCGCGGGCUCUUCUCGCUCCUGGGUCUCUUCGCCUUCGCGCUGCUGCUGGAGGGACGUGGCGUCCGCGCCGCGCCCUUGCAAGGCAGCGAGGGGGCGUCCCCGAUGGCCAAGGUCUACCCCCGGGGCAGCCACUGGGCUGUGGGGCACUUCAUGGGCAAAAAGAGCAGCGGAGAUUUCCCUAACAUAUAUGAAGAACGAAAUGAGUCACCUUUCUCUUUGCUACCCGAUAAUGCCAAGCAACUGGGAGACUAUCUGCACUGGGAGGAAACAUUCAAGCAGUUCCUCCGGCUUCUUGAGGGGAACGAAAACCAAAGUGCUCAGGUUCUUAGGGAAGAAUCUCCGUUUCCUGUCAAGAGCGCUUGGGAGGCAGAGGACAACAGCAGCCUCAAAGACAUGAUGGAUUAUCUGCUGCAAGCGAUGGAUAGAAAAGAAGCCUCUCCCAGUUGAAGCAACUGUCUCCCAGCACCGAAGGCAUAGAAUAAUAUCUUUGCGAAAGAGACUAUUGGUUUCACAAGCAUUUUAUUGUAUAUGAUAACUGAUUUAAAAAUAAUAAUAUUAUCUUUUGUGUUAAGCAAGAUUUAUUUCCUCUCCCUUUGGCGUAAAAAUAACCAGCUCACUUGUAUUCCUAAUCAUGACGACACUCUUUGGCGGUGUUUAUUUCCAUCUGAGUAGCCUUUUCCCUCUUUCGAACGGCUUUGUUUGUACAACAGCUUUUGCCACCCUUGGCACCCUCCAGAACACCUGGAGGGCGUCAGGUUGGCAAAAGCUGUUCUGCAUAAUUGUUGAUGAAGGGUCUUCCAGUUCUCUGACGGUAAUUUGCCAUUUCCUCUCCCUCCAAUCGCCUCGUCUUUUGUGUUAACAAUCAUUCGAUGUUUUUCAACAUUCACAAUAAACAAAUAUGUUUAAAAAAGGAAA
This is a messenger RNA of Podarcis raffonei (Aeolian wall lizard), 1171 nucleotides long. It is a transcript of the gene GRP, whose product is annotated as gastrin releasing peptide. Gene Ontology annotation, biological process: neuropeptide signaling pathway. The transcript has 3 exons. NCBI's taxonomy places the organism in Eukaryota, Metazoa, Chordata, Lepidosauria, Squamata, Lacertidae. The record is from RefSeq and is a predicted model, not a curated record. The coding region runs from base 221 to 703 and encodes 160 amino acids. Gene Ontology annotation, molecular function: neuropeptide hormone activity.